Messenger RNA from Didymosphaeria variabile, 477 nucleotides. RefSeq lists its product as uncharacterized. Gene Ontology annotation, cellular component: cytosol. The transcript has a single exon. Gene Ontology annotation, molecular function: FMN binding; oxidoreductase activity. Bases 1 to 477 code for a protein of 158 amino acids. The record is from RefSeq and is a predicted model, not a curated record. NCBI's taxonomy places the organism in Eukaryota, Fungi, Ascomycota, Dothideomycetes, Pleosporales, Didymosphaeriaceae.
AUGUCGAAGAUUGCGCUUAUUACGGGGAGUACGCGGACACCUCGUGCUGGAGACCACGUCGUCAAUUGGGUCCACGACAUCCUCAAGACCCGCCCUUCAGACAACCUCACCAUCGAACCCCUCUCCAUCGCGGAUUUCAACCUCCCCGUCUACGACGAACCCGUAAUGCCCGCCCUCGUCCCCGCCGUUAAACAAUUCACGCACGAGCACUCCAAGAAAUGGUCUGCGGCCAUCGCCUCCUUCGACGGGUACAUCUUCGUCAUUCCAGAGUACAACUACGGCCUUGCAGGCGGGACCAAGAACGCCAUCGACUACCUGAAGAACGAGUGGCCAGGGAAACCCGUUGCGAUCAUCAGCUACGGUGUGCAUGGCGGGGGGAAGGCGAAUGAGCAAUUGGCGCAGAGCUUGAAGGAGGUCAUGCUGAUGAAGGUUGUGGGGACGAGGGUGGAGCUUGCGUUUGCGGCGGGGCUGAUUUGA